AUGUCCUGGAUAUUCGGUAAACCACAACAAUCAUCAUCAACUGAUGACUCACUUAAAGAGAAAUUGGGAUUCGAUCCAAAAGAAGUCUCCGAUGUCCAAACCAUCAUAUCAACACCUGGCUCAAUCAACACCGGCAAUAACGACACAUCCAAUAGCUCCUCCUCCUCCUCAUACGCAGCUUUACUCCAUCCAUUGGCUGGAUUAGACAAGGGAAUCGAAUACUUGGAUCUCGAAGAAGAAAAAUUAAACCAAGUUGAAGGAUCACAAGGUUUAAUUCCUAGUAGAUCAUGGACUGAUGAUUUAUGUUAUGGAACUGGUGCCGUAUACCUUAUUGGAUUAGGACUUGGUGGAUUGUCAGGUUUCCAACAUGGUUUAAAAACAUUACCAGCAAACUCACCAGGAAAAGUUCAAUUGAACCACAUUUUGAACAAUAUUACCAAGAGGGGACCAUUUUUGGGCAACAAUGCUGGUGUUUUGGCCUUGACUUAUAAUCUUAUUGAUUCUAGUUUGGAUGGUGUAAGGGGUAAACAUGAUGACGUGAAUUCAGUGGUGGCGGGUGCAUUGGCUGGUGCGUUGUUUAGAAGUAGUAGGGGUUUGAAACCUAUGGCUUAUUCGAGUGUGUUGAUGGCUGGUGCUGCUGGAUUAUGGUGUGGUAUUAAGCACAGCUUAAAGUAG
This is a messenger RNA of Lodderomyces orthopsilosis Co 90-125, 675 nucleotides long. RefSeq names its product protein transporter (gene TIM23). NCBI's taxonomy places the organism in Eukaryota, Fungi, Ascomycota, Pichiomycetes, Serinales, Debaryomycetaceae. Gene Ontology annotation, molecular function: transmembrane protein transporter activity. Bases 1 to 675 code for a protein of 224 amino acids. The record is from RefSeq and is a predicted model, not a curated record. The transcript has a single exon. Gene Ontology annotation, biological process: protein import into mitochondrial matrix. Gene Ontology annotation, cellular component: TIM23 mitochondrial import inner membrane translocase complex; mitochondrial inner membrane.